AUGAUGGCGAGAACGUUCCGCGAGUUGUUCCGGGGCCGCCUGCCAGACUGGCUGUUGAAUCGCCUCGAGCAGCUCGGUUUCGCGACCCCGACGCUGGUGCAGCGCCAGGCCCUCGAGGUCAUCCUGGGAGAGGAAAAGCACGACGCCGUGCUGCACGCGCAAACAGGCAGCGGCAAGACCCUUGCGUUUCUCCUGCCGCUGCUCGGCCGAGUCGAUCCCUCGCGGGCGGCCGUCCAGGGGCUCGUCGUGGUGCCGACGCGCGAGCUGGGUCUCCAGGUGGCUGGCGUAGCCAAGCGCCUCGCCGCGGGAACGAGCUCGGGCAGGGAUAGCAAGAUCCAGGUUAUGUCCGUGCUCGAAGGGUCCAGCAACAAGCGGCAGCGCGCGUGGGCCUGGGCGGACCCCCCGCACAUCGUCAUCGGCAACCCGGAGAGCCUGACGCGGCUUGUCACGACCGGCGCCGUCCGCGUAAACGCCGUGUCAUACGUGGUCGUGGACGAGGUGGACGCGUGCCUGCUGUCGGAGGGCACCCGUGCAUCGCUGCACGAGCUCCUGGCCCGCAGCCUGUCCCCGACGCACGCUGACGAGGACGAGGGAGAGGACGAGGAGGGGGCGGCGAGACUGGCCGAGGUCGGGGCCGGGAGGGUGACGGGGGCGGCGGCGCCGGUGAACAGGAAGCUGAGGGACAGGCAGACCGUGUUCGCGAGCGCAACCGUGCCGCAGCACAACCACUUCAUCCGGCAGUGCGUCCAGAAACAAUGGACGCUGACCGAGCCGGUUCACGUACAAGUGCACGCCAAGGAGGCCAUGCCGCCGUGCCUGUCCCACUACUACGUCGUGUGCCCGCCGGAGAAAAAGUUAGCGGUCCUGAGGACGGACACGAGGGGGCUCGUGUUCGCGCUGGCCACCAAGCCCCUCGAAGGAAUCGCGGCGUCGCUCGACAAGGCGCUGGGUGGGCGCGGGAGCGGGGGCGGGGGCGGGGGCGAGCGCGGCGGGAGAGAGCAGCAGCAGCAGCAGCAGCAGCAGGCGAAGGGUUGGGAUGAGCAACCGCCACAACCACCAUUGGCGGAGUUUUUGCGACAGGAGCUGGGCUUGAACGCGCGGGCUGACGCCAUGUCGUUAUUCCGCGAGGGCAAGACGCGCCUUCUCGUGUCGACGGAUAUGGCGGCGAGGGGCUUGGACGUGCCGGAGAUUACGCACGUUUUCAACCUUGAUCUGCCGCUGGACGGGGAGGGGUACGUGCACCGAGGGGGGCGCGCCGGGAGGCUAGGCAGGCCGGGCAAGGUAAUCUCGCUCGUGACGCCCCAGCAAGAGUUCGUCAUACGGCGACUGGGAAACGGGAUCGGGGUGGACAUCAAGAAGAUAAACCUGGGGUCCUCGAGGAGGAGACCGAAACGGUAACCCGAGCCUCUGCCUAGCUUGUCUUGCUGGCCUUUUCCUCGCUGCAGAGCCCUUUAGCGAUGGAUCGGCAACGAUUCCUUGGGGCUGAUUGGAUAACCUCGCAGAGAGACUAGGGGAUACUGGAGUUUGCGAAACAACAGCAGCCUGGACCUUCCCAUGUAGUUUUCGUGCUAGUGCUUCCGCGCUGGGGGGUCCUUUUAGUUCUGGAUAAGCAACGGUUCCUUGGGGCUAGUUGGGUAACCUCGCGGAGAGUCGCAAAAGGUACUGGGCUUGGCGAAACAGGGCCCUGCCUAGCUUUCUUGCUGGUGCUUCCGCGCAGGGGAAUUGAAUCAGCAACGGUUCCUUGAGCUAUUAGUAGUGCGGUAAGCUCGCAGACAGACGAAGGGAGACAGAACUGGGUCCAGCGAGGACCCGAAGUGCGACCCCGAGCCUCCUUCUUUCCUCUUCCUCGUUUGCUGAGGAGAGUCCUCCCAGAUUCGGAUCAGCAGGGUGUGCUUACGCUCGGUCGAUAACGAGAGAUAUUUUGCGUUGGAUCAGCAAGGUUUGCUCGGGAUGCUCCUGGUGAGGAAUAAAAGGAGGAACGGUGAUCGGGAGGUGUGCC
Messenger RNA from Ectocarpus siliculosus, 1999 nucleotides. The record is from the annotation of a GenBank genome assembly. NCBI's taxonomy places the organism in Eukaryota, Phaeophyceae, Ectocarpales, Ectocarpaceae.